AUGCGUCACCAGUGCAUGUUGUCCCUCACGUCUUCUGUACUCUCGUUACAGGACGUUGCGGGACCGGUCAAUGAAAACGCGCCACCGGCUCGCCUGGUCCUGUACUUCAACUCACUCACCUACGAGCAUGUGCGGUCGGUGCCUAAGUACGAUGAAACCCACGUGAUGGGAAACCUGGGCGGCAUCAUCGGCAUGUACCUUGGCCUGUCCUUCUUCGUUCUCUUUCAAGUCCUGGACAUCCUAGUGGUUGGGACGCUGCGGCUGAAGAAGAAGCUACGCUGAAAUGCAUUCGAGUGCUGCCUGAUGGCGCUCCUACCUCCACGG
This is a messenger RNA of Rhipicephalus sanguineus (brown dog tick), 324 nucleotides long. RefSeq names its product acid-sensing ion channel 3-like (gene ppk17). The coding region runs from base 1 to 282 and encodes 93 amino acids. Gene Ontology annotation, cellular component: membrane. Gene Ontology annotation, biological process: sodium ion transport. Gene Ontology annotation, molecular function: sodium channel activity. The transcript is spliced from 3 exons. NCBI's taxonomy places the organism in Eukaryota, Metazoa, Arthropoda, Arachnida, Ixodida, Ixodidae. The record is from RefSeq and is a predicted model, not a curated record.